This is a messenger RNA of Parus major (Great Tit), 1131 nucleotides long. RefSeq names its product leukocyte elastase inhibitor A-like. Gene Ontology annotation, molecular function: serine-type endopeptidase inhibitor activity. The record is from RefSeq and is a predicted model, not a curated record. The coding region runs from base 1 to 1131 and encodes 376 amino acids. Gene Ontology annotation, biological process: negative regulation of endopeptidase activity. The transcript has 6 exons. Lineage: Eukaryota; Metazoa; Chordata; Aves; Passeriformes; Paridae.
AUGUGCUCUCUCAGCGCAGCCAAUGCCAGGUUCUGUCUUGACUUUUUCAGAGAGCUGAACAAAAGAAAAAGAAAUGAAAACAUCUUCUUCUCCCCACUAAGCCUGUCAGCUGCCUUUGGAAUGGUUGUCCUUGGAGCCAGGGGCAGCACACUCGAGCAGAUUGAGAAGUGUGAAGAAGAUGAAGGAGUCCAUUCCCAGUUCCAGGCUCUGUUGGCUGAAGUCAGUGAACCUGGACCAGGCUGUUGUCUCACCAUUGCCAACAGGCUCUUUGGAGAAAUUACUUACCCAUUCUUCCAGCGGUACUUGGAUUCCACAAAAAAAUUCUAUCGAGCAGAACUGGAACCAGUAAAUUUUAAAUACACUGAAGAAGAAGUCAGAGACAAAAUUAACUUCUGGGUUGAAAAUGAGACAAAAGGUAAAAUCAAAGACCUAUUUGCUUCUGGUUUUAUUGAUCCCUCUACUGUACUCGUCCUGGUCAAUGCUAUAUAUUUCAAAGGAAAGUGGGCAGUAGAAUUUAAGAAAGAAGACACUAAGGAAAUGUAUUUCCACCUGAACAAGAAUGAGAGAAGGAAAGUGCAGAUGAUGUUUCAAGAAGGAAAUUUUAACAUGACCAUCAUAGAGGAACUGAAAACAAAAAUCAUAGAGCUCCAGUACUUCGAUAAUGAAAUGAGCAUGUUCAUUCUUCUUCCUGAAGAUGACUGUGAGGACUUUACUGGCCUAGAACAGCUUGAAUGUGCCCUCACCUACGAAAAACUAUCAGAAUGGACCAGCUUGGCUACGAUGCAACCAGUGAGAGUAAAGGUGUACCUGCCCCAGUUCAAGAUGGAGGAAAGUUAUGUUCUCAACAGCACUCUUCAGGAGAUGGGAGUAAUGAAUGUUUUUGAGUGGGGAAAAGCUGAUUUGUCAGGAAUCUCUAUGAAAGAUGGCUUGGUUGUGUCCAAGGCCAUCCAGAAGACAAUUGUGGAAGUGACUGAAGAGGGCACCGAAGCUGGUUGUUCCAUGGGACUUCUUGCAAUGCCUCUGUGUUGCCCAGAGACUUAUGAGUUCAAAGCUGACCGUCCUUUCCUCUUCUUCAUCAGACACAACCAAACCAACACCAUUCUCUUCUUUGGAAGAUAUUCUUCUCCUUAA